Molecule: messenger RNA, 2598 nt
Organism: Mytilus californianus (California mussel)
Lineage: Eukaryota; Metazoa; Mollusca; Bivalvia; Mytilida; Mytilidae
Product: beta-1,3-galactosyltransferase 5-like
Exons: 1
Coding region: 91-1191 (366 amino acids)
Cellular component (GO): membrane
Molecular function (GO): hexosyltransferase activity
Source: RefSeq, a predicted model, not a curated record
UUAUUUAUGACGCACGUCAUUCAUUUCAUCUGGGAAGUACGAUACCACCCAUUUGACUACAUUUGUAAAUCCGUAAAGCACAAUUAAGUGAUGAAAUCUAGGAAAAAAGUGCUGAGGAAAAUUUCGUUUGUAAUAUUUCUAAUGAUUUUAAUUAACAGUUAUUUGAAAAAUCAGCGAGGACUGCAAAGAAAUAUUAUAUCAAAUAUUAUACCAAAUAUCCAAAACCAAUUUGUUAAAAGAUGGAAAAUACAGACGAAAUUAUUAAACAGAAGCAAAGGGAUCAUAACAUACAAUGGACGAAAUAUCUCAACGGAUUUUGAACUUUUUUAUAUGAAUGUAUCAACAAAUAAUCUGACGGACCCUCUCAUUCACAAACAUCGAUAUAGUUCGUUACUUGAUACCGGAACGACGUGUACAGAAAAACAUGUAUUCUUGCUAGUUCUUGUUUAUUCAGCUACAUACAAAUUCGACGAACGUCAUGUUAUAAGGAAAACAUUUGGAUCUAUUUCAAAGUUUGACAAUAAACGUAUUGAAUAUGUUUUUGUGCUUGGACAAACCAUGAAUGAUACUCAACAAAAGGAAAUUGAACAGGAAGGUGUCAAAUACAGAGACAUUAUACAAGGCAAUUUUAUAGACAGCUACAGAAACUUAACAUAUAAACGAGUAUUUAGUUUGUUCUGGGUAAAAAGAUUCUGCAACAAUGCGACUUAUGUCAUCAAAAUUGACGAUGAUAUUACUAUCAACAUUCCGUUUCUUAUUCCUUAUCUUAGCAAUAAACAAAACAAAACCAAGGUUUUAGAAUGUUUUACUCUUAUAAAAGCUAGACCAUCUCGCAGGACUCGUAAUAAAUGGUAUAUGUCUCCGUCUGAAUACCGAUUUGCAACGUUUCCUCCUUAUUGUGCCGGACCUUCCUCAAUUAUGUCCGCUGACGUUAUAAGCGAAAUGUAUGAAGCAACAACAGUUAUGCCUUUCUUUUGGCUAGAAGAUGUCUAUGGUAGUGGAUUUUUACCCUGGAUUUCACGUACAGGAAUAGUUCAACCGAAAUGUUAUAUAAAAGCUUUGCGAGCAAGUUUGAAUGAUAAGCCUUGCCAUUUGUUUUACAUAAAUAAUUCGAAGAAUGCAACCCAUUCAUAUGCCAUGUGGAAAACUAUAGAAAAAAAUCAAAAUAACACAUUGUGUAAAUGUAAGUAAGUGUUAAUAUCACCGGUUAAAUUAUUAGUUUGAACCUAAAAAAAACGAAAAGAAAUUGUAACCGACAAAGCAAUUUAAAUAUAUAUAUAUAUAUAUAUAUAUAUAUAUAUAUUAAAUAUCAACUGUUUUAUUUCUAUUUUAUCACUGAAUUCUAUUUAACUACUUCCACGAUAGUUAUAAAAUAUUAUUAUGGUUCUAGCCAAAAAUAUUUCUAACAAAUAAUCUGGUUUUUUUUAUUUCCAACAAUUGAAGCAUACAUAGGGCAUACAUGUUAGAUAUGAAAUAUCAUGAUUAUAAAUAUACAUUAUAGUUUGAAAUAUUAGAUAUUUUCUAUAGAACAGAUCAAAAGUUUUAAGCAAUAAUAGAUAAAAAAUAGUAAAGGAGUGAGCAUCCCUAUCUAUAAUUUUAGAUUUAACUAAUUUUACCCAAACAUAACUUUCAAAUGUGAGUCAGACAGUUCUCAAGUUUAAUUAUCUCUAACUAUCAUUUUUGUCAGUCUGAAUAAAGUCUGGCGUUUUAAUAAUAUGACACUUAAUAAAAAAGGUUAAACAUAAGGACCCUUCAACAGUAAACUCAUCAUAGAUACCAGGCUUAAAGUGAGAAAUAUCGACAUAUCAUAAAUUCAAAUAAAUCUAUUUGCAUUUACCUAUUGAAAUGCCACCAUUGCUUACCAGUAUUUUAUUUUAGAAUUAAUUAAUCGAUCAGAUGCAUUUCCACCAAUUAGAUAAACGUGUAGUACACUUCAUUUCUACUUAAGUGAUAACCUUUUGUUAGAGAUUUUAAUGAAUAUAAUAAAUAAAAGGCACAAUAAAUAUACCAAGGAUAGGAUAAAAAAUAGACCGAGCCAAAGAAAAACUCUUACAGACCGAAAGAAUAAAGGAAGGUUAAAUUAUUUAAAAUACAUGCCUAUUACCCAUUUAACUGAACAUUGGAAAGAAGUUGUAAUUUGUUACAUGUUUUGUUUGUCAAUUCUUUUGACAUUUUUUAUAUUUUUUAAAAGUCAAUGGGUAAAUAAAUGUGAAGCAAUAAGGUCACUGUUAUUAUAUAAACAUUGUUAACGCAUUCAUAUAGUAUUAGUCUGGUUAAAAAUCAAUAAGGAAAUGUUUGCCCUUGAUGCUGGUUGAAACUCCAUACAUUGAAGGAAAAAAUUCAACAUCAUCCCAUUUCGAAAACGUUCCUUUUUUUGGCAUAUAAGCCACUUUCUAACCAAAAAACAAUAGUGUUGAUAUGAGUAAUCGUUUGUGGUAAGGUUAUGGCCCAUUUUAAACUCCAUUAAAACUAAUGAUAGAAGUGUCAUUCUGUUUUUAAAUGUAUGAAUCUUGACAUGUUUAUCUUUAUUUCUGUAAGAAAGGGACACAAUUAUAUCAAUGUAUUAAUUUAUCAAUAAAACUCAUCUACGACUGAAAA